Messenger RNA from Funneliformis caledonium, 120 nucleotides. The record is from the annotation of a GenBank genome assembly. NCBI's taxonomy places the organism in Eukaryota, Fungi, Glomeromycota, Glomeromycetes, Glomerales, Glomeraceae.
AUGCCUGCGAAGCUAACUUUCAUUUGUGUUAUACACUCAGUUAGCGAAAAAGAUUCUCUCGAUUACGUAAUAAGAGAAGCAAUUGGUAUAAUCAGAAGAGAAGAUAACGAAAGUUUGGAU